Ooceraea biroi (clonal raider ant) is the source of this 636-nucleotide messenger RNA. RefSeq lists its product as uncharacterized. Lineage: Eukaryota; Metazoa; Arthropoda; Insecta; Hymenoptera; Formicidae. The record is from RefSeq and is a predicted model, not a curated record.
AUGCUGUCGAGCGACCGACACGAGCCGAAGAUAGACCUGCACAAGGUGCAGUGGCGCAUGCCGCACGUGUACCUGAACGAGAUCAACAAACUAUGGCUACUGCGCACCCUCGAGAGCGGGCGAUUUCUCAGCAUGGCCACGACCGCGCACACCUGGGCCGUGAAAGCGGCUACGCAGCUGGAAAAGCCGCGCUACGUCAUCUUCGCGCUGCAGACCGGUCGAAGGAACGUCGCGACGAAGGACGCCUCUCUGUUCGAUGAGUGCGACCUCUCCAACGUGAAGCUGUUUCUCAAUUCGGAGUUCUAUCCCUACGACGACAAUCAUCUGGACUUUACGAAAAAUCGGUACGCGGUGCUGUACGACAUGUACGCCAGAUUCCGCAGAGCGUAUUACGCGCUCGAUCGGGACGACGACGGUGCGAUGCUGACGAUGAGUAAGUUCCUACACUGCGGUCCGCUCGUGGUGAUAGACUGCUCGAGACAGAACGAGUCGGUGAAGAGCGCCACCGUUGACGUACGCAUAGAGUUCGACUGUAGGCGUAACGUCCCGCCCGAGACCACGGCUUCCUGCCUCAUACUUCACGAUCGCGUAGUCGAGUACAACCCGCUGACGAGCGUGGUACGACGCGUCGUAUAA